Polistes canadensis is the source of this 1702-nucleotide messenger RNA. RefSeq names its product pentatricopeptide repeat-containing protein 2, mitochondrial-like. The record is from RefSeq and is a predicted model, not a curated record. Gene Ontology annotation, molecular function: RNA binding. Bases 294 to 1460 code for a protein of 388 amino acids. Gene Ontology annotation, cellular component: mitochondrion. The transcript is spliced from 5 exons. Gene Ontology annotation, biological process: mitochondrion organization; multicellular organism development; regulation of mRNA processing. NCBI's taxonomy places the organism in Eukaryota, Metazoa, Arthropoda, Insecta, Hymenoptera, Vespidae.
UGCUUUGUUACGGUAUCUAGUUAUUUUGUAGCUUUUCCACCAAUAAGAAAAAUACGUUUAGUACAGAUUACGUAAAGUAAUAGUGGGUAAAGAAACCGGCUGUUUAGCCAAUGAGAGCCAUAGGAAACUUUCUCUCUUUCCGAGGGUCAAUCGUCGCAAAUGUUAAGUAUCUUGUUCUUUCCAUCUUAUUUUUCUCGUAUGCUUGGUUGUAAUAUCCUUAAUUUGUUGUUAAUAUCUAAUUAAAAGCGAAAGAAAAGUAUUAUUCAAAUUAUAUUAAAAAAUAAUCGUAAGUCAUGGCUACAAGUUUAAGACUACUGCGGCUUAAUUUGCCGCUUAUGUUUAAUUCUACGUUAAGAAAUACUGUAGGCGGAACUUUUUCAUUCGGAGUAAAGCGUUUUAUUUUUACAAAUAAAACAAUUGGCAUGAACAAUUAUGAAUAUGUAAGAACACAAGUACAUCAACAAUUUAUAAAUGUAGAAGAUUCAUUUCGUAAAAAAAUGAAAGAAAUUGUUGAAGAUGAAAACAGUGUAGUUUUUACAGAAGAUUUAAAAGCUAUGUCUCAUUUAGUAACUAGUACUCCUGACGAUAUAGAUUUAUUUGUUAAAAUGAUAUAUAAAUUCAAUUCUCAAAGCAGUGACCUAAGGUUUGGUAAUUACUCAUUUGGUCCUGUAGUAAUGAGAGCUUUUAACUAUGUGGGCAAACCAGAUAUAGCAUUAUCUACAUUUCUCGAUCCAAAGCUAGCUUCAUUUUAUGAUCAAAGCACGACUUAUUCAGUUUUAAUAACAUUAUUGUAUAACAAUAAGAUGUAUAAUGAAGUACGUCAAGUAUAUGACAUAUUUAAGUCUAGAUGUGUUGAUUUACAAAAUGUUCCAAGAAUUCCAGUUAUUGUUACCGCUGCCGCUUGUUAUCAAGAGAAUACUCCAGAAUCAUUCAAUUAUUUAUUGAACGUUUGGAAAGAAUUAAGUCAACAUAACUUCCCACCACUCCGUAGAUUUAUAACACUCUUAGGGGGCCUAGCAUUAAAACAAAAUUCUCCACAAAUAACUUUAGAAUUAAUGUCGUUAAUAAGAACACGUUACAUCGAUAACAGAUGUUUGAAAAUUCUUGCAUUCUGUAAACUUAAUAGGUUAAAUGAUGUUGCCUAUAUAUUGAAAAGUUCACUCGAAGGAACUUACGCUAUUAAAGAAACCUAUUUUACAGAUGUUAUUGAAGAGGUUGAAAAACAUUUGGAUGAUAAAGACGAAGAACUUAAAUCGAUAAUAAUAAAAUUAAUUUCUCUUAUGAAAGCACAAGGACAUAUAGAAGAGACGACAUUGGAAUCUCAUAUACUUUGUCCAAUUGAAUAUUUGUACUCAAAACGUUCUAAAAAUCAGAUUAUGGAUCGUGGUAACGAAAACAAAAAUGAAUUAUUUAGAUCACCACAACGUAAAAGGAUAAUUGGCUUAAAGGACCUUAUUUAAUUAUAAAUAUCUUUUUCCAAUUCAUUGUAAUGUAUCUAUCUAUGUAUUUAGGAUAUAAUUAUAAUUAGAUGAUCCCAUCUUUAAAGUUAUAACAAGUUCACCAUAUUUUAUCCAUUGUGUUUAAUUAUCAUUAUACCAAUAGUACAUAAUAUCUUUUUAUAAUUUACUGGGUAUUUCAGAGGAAAGUUUUGUAAGAGCACAUGUUAUAACUUUUAAAAGAUUAAACGUAGAUACAAAUUAAU